AUGUAUUCGGGUAAAAUCAGUCACAAAAAGGCAUGGGAAGAAAUUGCUGAAGUAUUAAACAACGAAGGAUACAUUGUAACAGCCAAACAAUGCACGACCAGAGUAAAUACUAUGAAAAGAACAUACAAGAAUGUGAAGGAUCACAACAAUAAAUCUGGAAAUAAUAAGCGAACGUGGAAAUAUUAUGAUGUGAUGGAGAAUCUUCUCGGUGAAAAGCCGUAUAUAACACCAAUGUCAACUAUUUCGUCUACUGGCGCAGAAACACACAAAGCAGCAAAUACGAGCUUGUCUAUUGCUACAGAAACAGAAGUAGUAGCAAAUACAAGCUUCUGCAGUUCUUCUGACGAUCAAUCUUCCAAAUCCAAUGUUAGAGUGUCUCGUAAACGAAAGGGUGAUGCAACGAUGGACCAAAAAACUAUGGAAGAAAAUAAGGAGAGAAGACAUAAGGAAAGGCUACAAUUAAAUGAAAAAAUAAUGAACAAGUUGGAUCAACUACUCGAAAGACUAUCACGUUAA
Messenger RNA from Temnothorax curvispinosus, 516 nucleotides. RefSeq lists its product as uncharacterized. Lineage: Eukaryota; Metazoa; Arthropoda; Insecta; Hymenoptera; Formicidae. The transcript is spliced from 3 exons. The coding region runs from base 1 to 516 and encodes 171 amino acids. The record is from RefSeq and is a predicted model, not a curated record.